UCAACAAAAGGGGAAAAGAAGAAUCAGAUGAGACCACGAGGUUUUACUGAGGUCACCGAACACAUGCAACCAAACACUUCCAGAAUCAUUUCCACGGAAAAGAGGCAGAUCACAAUCUCUCCCAAAUCGUCUAAUGCUGCUGUGGGGGAAACCACAGAGGUAAUCUUUCACGCUCUUCCCAGGAGAAAAAACAUUUCCCCGCUUUAGGCAACAUCGAUCACGCUGAAGGGGCUGCUGUGUUUCAUCUUGGGCACUCGGUGUUCACGAUUUCACUCGGCCUCCCACAGAGAGAAAAACGACCCCACAGGUAGCAAGACAUCAUGACGUCAUCACGGAUCUUGAAAAUACUAUGUGUGUAUUUGCUCUCUGGAGCUCUGGUACUUUCUCAAGAGCUUGACUAUCUCGAUUACAACAUAGAGGACAACUCUUCGCUCGAAGUUCCUCGACAAUCUGUAACUCAACAACCUGAUUACGAUGCCCAAAUAAUGUAUUCGUACGAAUGUGCCAGUGAAUGUUUCUGCCCCGCAUCUUAUCCAUUUGCCAUGUAUUGCGACCACCGAAAACUCAAGGCGAUUCCCAACAUCCCAAGACACGUCCGCCACUUGUACAUUCAGCAUAACGACAUAGAAGAGAUAACUUCAAAGCCUUUCAUUGAUGCCACGUCCCUGAGGGAAAUCAACCUCAGCUACAAUAAGCUCCAGUCAUCUAAGGUGGAUAAAGAUGUUUUCAAUAUACUCAAAGAACUCAUUCAGUUACACCUUGAGCAUAAUAAUCUGGAAGACGUUCCUUCUCCUUUGCCAAAAAGCCUUACAAGACUUCAUUUGGGCUUCAAUAAAAUUUCAAAGAUACCGGCUGAAGCUACACGAGAGCUUACUAAACUUACAGUGCUGGAUUUGUGCAGCAACAGAAUAACAGAUGCAGGUAUUAAAGGAAAGAUCCUAUCUGGCAUGAAGAGCCUCGUGCAAAUCAACAUGUGCAACAAUAAGCUCAAGUCCAUGCCAACAGACCUUCCAGAAUCGAUUCAGCAGAUAUCGCUGGAAAACAACUUAAUAUCCACCAUACCUGAGGGCUACUUUAAGAAGACUCCCAAUCUCUUGUCCCUACGCAUGUCCCACAAUAAACUCAAAUCCGUUGCAUACCUUGCCUUCAACUUGUCCAAACUGAUGGAGCUCCAUUUGGGCCAUAACCAGCUCUCCAACCUGUUUUUUGUUCCCAGGACCUUGGAACAUCUGUAUCUAAAUCACAAUGACUUUAAAGAUCUGAAUAUCUCUCUUAUGUGUCCAUCUCUGGACCUUGGCAACCCUAACAUGCUGACCUUCAUUCGGCUCGACAACAAUAAGCUGAGAGGACCAGUGGACUACUAUGCUUACAGAUGUUUCCCGAGGCUGAUGAUGAUAUUUGACAGAAACCAAAGGAAGGAUGAUGACUCUGAACCCCAAAAAUAUGAAAAACCAAAAAGGCCUGGGGCAACAAGGCAAUCAAAUUAGAUUUUUGAGAUGCGUCACAGACUAUUCAUUAUCCAAAGUAUAAGAAUAAAACAGGAUUUAAAUAUUAUUAAACACACAUCAAGUAACUUUGAAAAUUCUAUUUCUUGCUGCUUGAACGUACUAUUUGAUUUUCUGCAUGCAUGUGUGUAUGCUUUGAUGCAUCUUAAAUCAGCAUAAAAUGUGGCUAAAAUCAUAAUUGCUAUUUACGGACAGUUCUGAUUCAACGUUUGCUUUGUUUUGCACAAUGUCACUUUUCUCUCCAUUAAUACAGUAAAAAGCAUGUAUCUACAUUAGUACAUUGCGCUGUAAUGCAUGUAAAUAUAAUAAACAACUGAUGAAAUUACUGCAAGAUGCUUUUGAAGAUAAAAGUGGGAUUCUCUCAUCCACAGAUGCCUUGUUUUGGCUGUGGAAACAGGCUUUUUACUCCUUGAUAAAUAUAAGCAGCACAGCACAAAGCUUCAUGUACUCGUUGUCUCCUAAUCAG
Pimephales promelas (fathead minnow) is the source of this 1971-nucleotide messenger RNA. It is a transcript of the gene omd, whose product is annotated as osteomodulin. Lineage: Eukaryota; Metazoa; Chordata; Actinopteri; Cypriniformes; Leuciscidae. The record is from RefSeq and is a predicted model, not a curated record. Gene Ontology annotation, molecular function: protein binding.